Molecule: messenger RNA, 1218 nt
Organism: Nannospalax galili (Upper Galilee mountains blind mole rat)
Lineage: Eukaryota; Metazoa; Chordata; Mammalia; Rodentia; Spalacidae
Product: olfactory receptor 51E2
Exons: 1
Coding region: 33-1004 (323 amino acids)
Biological process (GO): G protein-coupled receptor signaling pathway
Cellular component (GO): membrane
Molecular function (GO): G protein-coupled receptor activity; olfactory receptor activity
Source: RefSeq, a predicted model, not a curated record
UGUGACCUUACCCUCUCCGGUCCUCCCACUCAAUGCCAGUGAUGAGCUCCUGCAACUUCACACAUGCCACCUUUGUGCUUAUUGGCAUCCCAGGACUAGAGGAAGCCCACUUCUGGUUCGGCUUCCCUCUGCUUUCAAUGUAUGCCGUGGCAUUGUUUGGGAACUGCAUCGUGGUCUUCAUCGUGAGGACUGAGCGGAGCCUGCAUGCACCCAUGUACCUAUUUCUCUGCAUGCUGGCAGCCAUUGACCUGGCCUUAUCUACAUCCACCAUGCCCAAGAUCCUCGCCCUCUUCUGGUUUGACUCUCGGGAGAUUACUUUUGAUGCCUGUCUUGCACAGAUGUUCUUCAUCCAUGCUCUCUCAGCCAUCGAAUCCACCAUCCUCCUGGCCAUGGCCUUUGACCGUUACGUGGCCAUCUGCCACCCGCUGCGCCACGCCGCUGUUCUCAACAAUACGGUUACUGCCCAGAUUGGUGUGGUUGCUCUGGUCCGGGGAACCCUCUUCUUUUUCCCACUUCCACUGCUGAUCAAGCGGCUAGCCUUCUGCCACUCCAACGUGCUCUCCCAUUCCUACUGUGUGCACCAGGAUGUGAUGAAGUUGGCCUAUGCAGACACAUUGCCCAAUGUAGUCUAUGGUCUCACGGCCAUUCUUCUGGUCAUGGGUGUGGAUGUCAUGUUCAUCUCCUUGUCCUAUUUUCUGAUUAUACGAACUGUUCUGCAACUGCCUUCCAAAUCCGAGCGAGCUAAAGCCUUUGGGACCUGUGUGUCACACAUCGGUGUGGUCCUGGCUUUCUAUGUGCCACUCAUCGGCCUCUCUGUGGUGCACCGCUUUGGAAAGAGCCUAGAUCCUAUUGUACACGUUCUCAUGGGGGAUGUCUACCUGCUGCUGCCUCCUGUGAUCAAUCCCAUCAUCUAUGGUGCCAAGACCAAACAGAUCAGAACACGAGUGCUGGCUAUGUUCAAGAUCAACUGUGACAAGGACAUAGAGGCUGGAGGAAACACAUGACAUUUAUCACUCCAUUACCCCUUGUCCUAGCUGGUUUGAUAUAGUCAUUUCAUCACACUUGCUUAAUUCCAGUCACCCGUGAGCACAUGAGUGCUUUUCCCUGACUGGCAUAGUAAACUAAAGUACGAUCCAUCUACUUCCCGGAAUAUAAUGUGAAAUAACCCUUUCUAAUGAAUUAUUAUGUGGUUUAAAGACUGUUGUAAAAUGAGACAUG